This is a messenger RNA of Salvelinus namaycush (lake trout), 1246 nucleotides long. RefSeq names its product acidic leucine-rich nuclear phosphoprotein 32 family member D-like. Gene Ontology annotation, molecular function: histone binding. The record is from RefSeq and is a predicted model, not a curated record. Bases 171 to 941 code for a protein of 256 amino acids. The transcript is spliced from 7 exons. Gene Ontology annotation, cellular component: nucleus. Gene Ontology annotation, biological process: regulation of apoptotic process. Lineage: Eukaryota; Metazoa; Chordata; Actinopteri; Salmoniformes; Salmonidae.
GUAUUUCGUUUCACCGGGGUUUAGACUCGGCGCAAAAACCCAAGCUGUUCGCAUUUGACCCACUUUCUGAUUUGAACGAAAGGCUGUUCUUUCGCUCUUCCGAUAGUUAGCUAUAGCAGGCGGUAGAAACCAACACUUUCCAGCCAGAUCCGAGAGAGAAGAGGGGGAACAUGGACAUGAAAAAGAGAAUUCACCUAGAACUGAGAAAUAGGACGCCGUCGGAUGUUCAGGAACUUGUCCUAGAUAACUGCCGGUCCAACGAGGGGAAGAUGGAGGGCGUAACGGAGGAGUUUGAGAACCUGGAACUGUUGAGCCUCAUCAACGUCGGCCUCAUCAACGUCUCAAACAUUCCCAAAUUGGGGAAAUUAAAAAAGUUGGAGCUGAGUGACAAUAGGAUAUCUGGUGGUUUGGAGGUGCUGGCUGAGAGGCUGGUCAACCUCACACACCUCAACCUCUCUGGGAACAAGUUCAAGGACAUCAGCACACUGGAACCACUGAAAAAACUUCCCGUAUUGAAGUCUCUGGACCUCUUUAACUGUGAGGUCACCAACCUGGGAGACUACAGAGAGAGCAUCUUCAAGCUCCUCCCACAGCUCACGUACCUGGAUGGCUACGAUAUCGAAGACUGCGAGGCCUCCGACUCGGACGGCGAGGGAGACGGGGUCGAUGACGACGACGAUGAUGAAGGGGGAGAGUCUGAGGAGGACUUUGAUGAAGAGGAGGAUGAUGAUGAAGAGGUCAUUGCAGAGGAAGAUGACGACAGUGCGGAGAGUGAAGAGGAUGGGGAGGUGAACGGAGAUAUCGAUGAUGAUGAUGAUGACGACGACGAAGAUGAUGAUGAGGAUGACUCUCCAGCGAAAGGAGAGAAGAGGAAGAGGGAUCCUGAGGAUGAUGACGAUGAUGAAGAUUCAGUGUCCCCCCCUCCACCCCUCAAUGUCUGAUUCCACUUCUCAAUAUCUCUGAUACGUCCCCUUCACCCCUCAAUAUCUCUACCUCCCCUUCACCCCCUCAAUACCUCUACCUCCCCUCCAUCCCUCAAUAUCUCUGAUACCUCCCCUUCACCCCCUCAGUAUCUCUGAUACCUCCCCUUCACCCCCUCAGUAUCUCUGAUACCUCCCUUUCACCCCCUCAGUAUCUCUGAUACCUCCCCUUCACCCCCUCAGUAUCUCUGAUACCUCCCCUUCACCCCCUCAAUAUCUCUGAUACCUCCCCUUCACCCCCUCAGUAUCUCUGAUACCUCCCCUUC